Molecule: messenger RNA, 3563 nt
Organism: Musca domestica (house fly)
Lineage: Eukaryota; Metazoa; Arthropoda; Insecta; Diptera; Muscidae
Gene: ETHR
Exons: 6
Biological process (GO): G protein-coupled receptor signaling pathway
Cellular component (GO): plasma membrane
Molecular function (GO): G protein-coupled receptor activity
Source: RefSeq, a predicted model, not a curated record
UUGAAAUUAAAAACGCCCAUCCGAGUGACCAUUCCCCCAUAUACCACGUAUAGCUACAAGGCAAGGGCGGCGGCGACGUCUGAGGCGAUUUCGAGUGGUGGUCCUAUAAAGGCUGUGGGUGAGUGCCUGGUCAGUCGCUUCGAACGCCUAGCAGAGAACGGACAAGAGCAAGAACAGCAAUAUCAGCAGCAGGAACAACAGCAGCACCAUCAUGACAAUGACGAACCCACCGCAACGACGGCAACAACAACAACAGCACCAACAGCAUUACCAACAAUACCAAAACCUCAAGCAACAGCAACAACAUCUACUAAACCAAAUAAAAAUACCAAAUCAUCUUCACUUCAGCUGGCAGGAACACAGCGAAACACUUGGUGGCGAGUUUUUAUUAUUCUCGCCUGGCUAUUCAUUACCAAUGCCCCGGAGGUCAAUGCUGGUGUCAAAUCGGUGUCAUCGGUAACAUUAUCCAACUCCACGCAACUUCUUGUAGCAGCUACAGCAACAACACUAACACAAUCUAACAUCAACAACUACAACAAUGUAUUAACAUCUGCCCCCCGGCAAAGUUAUGGAGUCCAUGUUCGACUGCACAAGCGUAACAAUGAAGUCAUUUAUGCACCAAGUGAUGAAAUCGUCCCUACCACCACCCCCUACCCCAACGGCAUUCAUUUCCAUCUCACCACAUUGCCACCAUCUUCAACACUUUCCACGAACACCAAUCCAUCGUCAUUUAACGGUAGCAGCACCAACUCCUCCUCAACCAUUGAUGAAGGCGAAGUCCCCCAAAUUCCGGCUUACAUUCGCACCACAGCCAUGUUCUUCUGCAUUGUCAUCAUGCUAAUGGGUGUGAUUGGAAAUGUUAUGGUGCCCAUUGUCAUAAUACGAACAAAGGAUAUGCGAAACUCCACCAAUAUAUUCCUUACCAACCUCAGCAUAGCCGAUCUCCUAGUUCUCUUGGUCUGCACUCCAACUGUAUUGGUCGAAUUGAAUACGAAACCGGAAACAUGGAUUUUGGGUCAUGAAAUGUGCAAAGCCGUUCCAUUCAUAGAACUGACUGUGGCCCAUGCAUCUGUUCUCACCAUCUUGGCCAUUUCGUUCGAACGUUACUAUGCCAUCUGUGAACCAUUGAAGGCGGGGUAUGUUUGCACCAAGGCGCGAGCGAUUUUAAUCUGUUCGCUGGCCUGGGGUAUUGCCGCAUUGUUUACGAGUCCGAUAUUGUGGAUGGCUGAAUAUAAAUUUGCCGAUUACAUAGAUGGAUCUUCGGUGCCGGUGUGUCUGACACAAGCUCUAACCAUUUGGACCCUGGGAUUUUUCCUUAUGAUCACCGCCGUCUUCUUCGUCUUUCCGCUGUUCAUUCUGAUUGUCUUGUACGGUAUUAUUGCGAAAAAUCUAAUUUCCGAUACGGGACCGAUGAUGCGUAUACGACCCAUAAAACCAGAGCUGAGUCUGAAGGCCCGCAAGCAAGUUGUCCUUAUGUUGGGAGCUGUUGUGGUAUCCUUUUUCCUUUGCCUGCUGCCCUUUCGUCUGUUAACUCUGGGUAUCAUUUUGGCCCCGGACAAAGUACACGAUUUGGGUUUGGAGCGUUACUAUAAUGUACUCUACUUCAGCCGUAUUAUGCUAUACCUGAAUUCAGCCAUAAAUCCCAUACUCUACAAUCUGAUGUCGACGAAAUUCCGCAAGGGAUUUUACAAAUUGAUUUUCACCCUAUGGAUGGCUGUGCUGGCGGCCCUCACCUGUGGCCAUUGCGAACGAUGUGGCGUCAAGAGGAAAGGUCCCCAUGGUUUGGUCACAACCACAACAACUAGCUCUAACACCAACACCACCACCAAUACCUCGUCCAGUAUUCUAUCGCGCAGCUCAAAUCGCCGCUCAAGUGAUGAAGUCUACAACCGUACCCGUGUCCAGAUACAAAUGCAGAUGCCCUAUGGGAGCGAUUGCGAAAUGGUUGCCAUGCUGCACAACACCAACACAGAUUGUCGAGCAGCUGUUGUGGUUGCAGCAAGUUUGCCGGGUCUCAGUGGCAAAUAUGGUCCAAUGAAAUGCCAUGGAAACCAAAGACGCUGUUCCACAUCCUCCUCGUCGUCGCUGCAAACCAAUGCCCAGCAUCGACACGUCAUCUGUGGUCCCAGUAGUCGCCUGAGGACCAGGCAAAUAAGUUUCGAAGAAGAUGCCAAUGUUGAUGCUAAUGCUAAGAAUUUUAUACGGGCCGAACAAUUUUUAUUGGAAUACAUAAAUGAGAGCAUAAUUUGGAUCUGGAAGCAAUUAUUGCAGAUUGCCCUUGCAACUGGCCCCAAACAAAUGUGCUUCUUAACUAUUAUUCUUGACGAAAGAAGCCCGAUUAUUUUUAUAGCCCAAUAUCGUUUGGAAACCUACUACGAUGGCAGUGUUGAGGCCGUAUGCUUUACAGCGGCCGAUACAUUUUGGAGUGCCUUCUAUUUCAUUGGCAGUAUUACGAUCUUCUUUUUAAUACCCUUUGCAAUUUUGGUUCUGCUUUACACAGCCAUAGCUUAUAAAUUGCUGCGGCGACAUUCCGAAUUUCAGCGGCCAACUUCCCCACAAUCACAUCCACCAUUGUCACCUUCAGGUAUAAAUAACACGCCAUCCUCCAGCCAGCACCUUGCCCACCGACGCGGUACCACCACCAAUGUCAACAGCCAUCCCCAAAACAAUAAUUUGCGCAAACAUCGCCAGCAAGUCAUCUUCAUGCUCGUGGCUGUGGUUGCCAGUUUCUUCAUUUGCCUGUUACCCUUUCGGGCAUUCACAAUAUGGAUCAUUGCUAGUCCGCCAAAAGACGUGAUCGCCCUGGGUCUGGAGGGCUACUAUAAUGUCUUGUAUUUUUGUCGAAUUAUGUUGUAUCUGAACUCUGCCCUCAAUCCCAUCCUCUACAAUUUAAUGUCAUCCAAAUUUCGUACUGGUUUCUGGCGCCUUCUACUAUCCUGUUGCAGCAGCCACAAGCGGAAAAGAGGACUUUGUAAUCGACACAUCACCACAUACACCAAACGUGACGCCAACAAUAUGGCCAACAGCCACAGCUUGCGGUCUAGGCGUCCCUUUAGAAGAGAGGCAACCUUUCUAGUUAAUUCGAUAUCGACGUCAUCCGGCACCGAACGUACAUCAAUAACAUGGCGCAGUGCGUCCACAUCCACUUCAACGACCGGAAAUAGUGGCAAACCACCCCCGCUGCCAGAGUCGCAUUCAUUGGCAGCAGCCAUAACGGAUAUGAGCACCACUGCCGUUCUGACCACAUUGUAUUUUAAUUGAUAAAAAAAUAUUUAACCCAAAAAACAUAAAAAUAUAUGUAUAAUAACAGAUUGCUUCCAAUAUAAGUAUACAAACAGAAUUAAAUGCAUAUGCAUGCCCUAAAAUUAUAUAAAAGAAAAAUAUGGUUAGGAUAUAAUUAAUUACCUGUGUAUAAUAAAAUGUGAAAAAGGAUGUCUCCAGAUCUGUGUCUUAAUAUGGAUAAGUGUGGGGUAAGUAUUAAAAGUUCAUUGUCAAAAAUAGUCCUCUUGUCCGUCCUUAUAUAGUCUGGAUCAUUAACAUCUCUUCCACUUUUCUUUGUCUAA